Messenger RNA from Leptopilina boulardi, 4785 nucleotides. RefSeq lists its product as uncharacterized. The record is from RefSeq and is a predicted model, not a curated record. Bases 987 to 3884 code for a protein of 965 amino acids. NCBI's taxonomy places the organism in Eukaryota, Metazoa, Arthropoda, Insecta, Hymenoptera, Figitidae. Gene Ontology annotation, molecular function: DNA-binding transcription factor activity; RNA polymerase II cis-regulatory region sequence-specific DNA binding; protein binding. The transcript has 4 exons. Gene Ontology annotation, biological process: regulation of transcription by RNA polymerase II.
UAAACCGCGCGGUGGUGGCCUGCUCACCUGAGGUGUUCAGGUGGCAGUCGCCCAGCUGAGUCGCUCAGCGAAGGGCUUGUAACAAGCAUUUUAUAUAGUUUAGUUGCUGCUUUUUAAAAACUACACACUUCAAUAUUAAUUUUCACCCAUGUUACAACACAGUUCCACGUGACAAACACCAUAAAAAGAAAAAAAAAAUAAUAAUAACCAUCGUUUCUUUAAAAAAAAUUAAUUUUUCUGACAAAAAAAAAAAAAUUUUUUUCAACAAGGAUUACAAUUAUUUACAUAAAAAAAAGAGAAAUUUUUUCACAAAAUUUUUUUUUGUGUCCUUAAAGGAGAAUAUUUUUUCAAUCAGGACAAUUUUUCUCUUUUUGUUAUUUUUCCUAGCAAAAGAGGAAGGCAUAGAAAAAGAAUAUAUUUUCUAUUUUGAAAGAAAAUUUUUUCUCUAGAAAAAAAAAAAAAAAAAAAAAAAUUUCUCUCACCUAAGAAAAAAGGAAACAUAAUUUUUUCUUAUGAAAAAUUACCAUUCACCACGUGAGGAUAUUUAUUUCAAGUUGAGAAACAAAAGUGAAGGUUAAUUUGCCGGUUAAAUAAAAUCUGUAUUGGGUUUUGGAAAAUGUGAUUUCCGAUCACGUUGCAAUGGCAUAGGCAAGAGACACGUGCGUUUUCUUGUAUAUUUACAAACGAUGCUUUAAGUGCAAUUUGUGAUAAUUUGCGGGGAGAAAGAGAAAGAGAAAUCGAUUAAAGAAAAAAAAAAUUUAUCGUUAAAAAAAAAUUUCAAAAAAAAGUGCUUUUUUUGUUCCGGUGGAUUAAUAUUAUUGGCUCAAUGAACGGCACAUGAUAUAUAUAUAUAUGUACACUCUGUGGGAAGAGAAGAAACGAGAGCGAAAGGAUAAGUGCGUGUGAUGAUCGGAGACUUUUUGUGACUCGUGUUUCUUCUUUCUUUUUUUUUUUUUUGUUUUUGUUUUGUGGUCCAUUUAAUAAUCAUGAUGGGUGAAGCGAUACGCGUUUCCGGUAGGGCACCGGAUGUGGGUGAUUUUCUUAGGGAAGCUAUGUUAUCACAAAGAUUUGCUGAUGUUACUCUUUGCUGUCCUGGUGGUCCAAGAUUUCUUGCUCAUCGUCUCGUUCUUUCUGCCGCUAGUCCAUAUUUACAGGAGGUUCUAUUGGCGCACAGCAAGGGUAUGGAAUAUUGUGAGCCAAUUACAGUGAUCCUUGCGGAAGUAGAGGGACCGGAACUAGCAGCAAUAUUAGGUUUUGUGUACACUGGAAAUGCGACUGUACCACGACUAAGACUGAACGCUUUUUUACGAGCCGCUGAAGCUUUGCACAUUCGUCUUCCUCCACUACCGAUAUUUAUGAAAAAUGACUGUAAACCCGAAGACAUAAAAGAUGUGAAAAUUAGUACAAAAUAUCUCGAAUGUGAACAAUAUCCAUCAAAUGAAAAAUGGUAUCAUCAUCAUCAUCAUUAUCGUUCACGAAAAACAAUUUCUGAUUACGAUCAAAAUUUCAGUAAAAAGGAAAAAACAAUUUAUUUCGAUGAAUUUACAAAAACAAUUUCACAUCACGAUCCAAAAAUUUAUCGCCGAACAGAUGAACCAAUAAAAUAUCGUAACAAUUAUUUUUUUGAAAGUCAUAUACCAACGGAAUCAACUCCCUAUUGGCAGAUGAGUCAUGAGAAUAUUUUAACAGCAUCAACAACAACAACAACAACAACAACGGGUGCAGAAAAUGAUCAGCAAAGAAAUGUCCCAGAAGACAUGAGAUCAGAUUCAAUAAAAAAUCAAAUUCUCUACUCACCAGAGUCUAGGUAUUGUGAAAGUUUUAUUGGCAAGGAGGAAGGAGGAAGAGGAGGAGGACAUGAAGAAGUACCUGUUGUUGAUGUUUUAAAUGUGUCCUACUUGUCGAAAAGACCCAGUGAACCAAUUUCAACGACAGAUAAUGUCGAUGCACUGAAAAUGCGAAUAUUCAGUGAAUCGUGUAGACAGUCGUCUAAUUGCAAAUCAAGAGACGAUAUUCAUCGUUUAAAUAGCCUUGGUAUUAAUAACGUCACGAUGGAUACAAGUUAUCAUAUUGGCGAAAAAAAUGAACAAGACAAGUUCUUAGAACAUAGAGUGCCACCAUUAUAUUAUACGACAAUUGGAACUUCGAGUAAUAGCGAGAGACUUGAUUAUUCACAAACUGGUGAAGAUUUAACGUGCAGUGAGAGUUGUUGUCAAUGGAAACCACCCAAGAGACAUGUAGCUAAUCAAGUGACAGCAUCGCCAUGGAGACAAUUAACGAGGCCUCAUCAUUCACCUAAAAUUCAGCCUAAUAUUUUGCCAUCACACUUAGAAUCACCCGAACAAAAUGGGAAGUUGCAACAGCAGCAGCAGCAUCUUUUACCGGAACCACAAACGACAGAAUCACGUUCCUGCAGUCCAAUUGACUCCCCAAAACCAUUUGUCGCAGUCAACAAUCAUUAUACUGAACAAGUGUCAACAUCACCUGAAAAAAAAUUCACAAGUGAAGAAGAAUCACACUUGACAAAUCAGGAUAGAAGACAAGAAUUUUAUUUAUCUCCCAUUUCAGGACCAGUUGCUCAACCUGUCAUACUUCCUACAAUUAUUUCAAGAACUUCACAACCUUUUUAUCCAACAAAUACAACACCUCCAUUAUCAUCAAAUAGAUCAUUUUUAAACAAUGAAACAACAACAACAACUAAUACGAGUAUUAUAAAAACAACUCAAAAUUCAAAUAAUCAUGUGAUUCGUCCAAAUCCAAAGAAGGCUUAUUUUGCCAAACAAAAUUGCUCACAAUUAAAUAAUUGUCAAAAACCAGAGAUAUCUCAUCCAGUCAGUAGGCUUUGUGAUUCAAUAAUUCAAACAAAUGAUAAAAUAGUAGAAAAUAAUAAAUCAUCUAAUGAUGGAAAAAUUGAUGCCGAGGGUCAAUGCAGUGAAAAAUUGACAAUUGCAACUGAAUCGAUUGGUAGUGAUAGUAAUAAUAAUAAUAAUGAAGUAACGAACGAUAAUAUUCAUCGUGGAAGAAACAAUAAUAGCGAAGAUCAUCGAUGCGAUCAAUGUGGCAAAACUUUCGUGACGAGAGCAUCAUUAAAGGUCCACAGUAGGACGCACUCAGGUGAAAAGCCGUUUCGUUGUGCCGAUUGUGGUAAGCAGUUUUCUCAGUUACGGAAUUAUAAAUAUCAUCGAAGCGUACACGAAGGUACAAGAGAAUUUGCAGCCACAUGUCCAGAAUGCGGGAAAUAUUUCAACGAUCGUGGAUAUUUGAGCUCCCACAUGAAGAUUCAUCGUAAUCGAAAGGAAUAUGCGUGCGGUGAAUGUGGUAAAAGUUUUAAUCAACGUGUCGCAUAUAAUAUGCAUGUGCGAAUUCAUACUGGCGUUAAGCCACAUCAAUGUGAACAAUGUGGUAAGGCAUUCUCGCGAAAAAUGUUAUUAAAACAACAUUUAAGAACACAUUCAGGUGAACGACCAUAUGAAUGUCAAGUUUGUCAUAAAGCAUUUGCCGAUAGAUCAAAUAUGACAUUGCACACGAGAUUACAUUCGGGCCUUAAACCAUAUCAAUGUACAUUGUGCACUAAGGCAUUUACAAAGAAACAUCAUCUUAAAACACAUCUUAAUUAUCACACUGGCACCAAACCCUAUUCAUGUCCAAAUUGUGGUUUAAGAUUUUCACAAAGUAGCAAUAUGAGAACACAUUAUAAAAAGUGUACAAUCAAUAAUCCAAAUGGAGUGAAAAUAAAUCAAAAUGAAAUAAUUGUCACGACAAAUGGUAUUGUUGAUGAUUCUAAGAUAUUAACGUCAUCUGUUAAAUCGCCUACCGCUUUAACACCACCAAAUUCUGAUCAGGAAUCAAAUGUUGUUACUCCAAUAUCGAGAACGCCAGUGUGAGAAAUGCUAAUCAAUUUUUUUUAGUUUGAAAAAUUUCACCAAUUACUCUUGAUUGAAACUAUCAUUACUUCCAACUAUCAUCGAUUUUAUUUUUUCUAAUCUAUUCGAUAAAUUAAUAUUAAUAUUAAUUAAUUUAAUAGUAAAUAUUAUAUUUAUAUGUAAAUUUAAAUUAAAGAUUGAAAUAUUUUUUAUGUCAAAAAAACUCACCUCCACAAAGAAUCGAACCCUGGUUUUAUGUUACAAGUUAGAAGCUCUAACCACUCGGCUACUGCAAACAUUUGUAAAAACAAUAUUCAAUUAAUGUUAAUUUCAAUCAUUGGUAGUUAUAAAUCACAUAAACUAUAAGUAAUAUUAAUUUGAAAAACUUUCAGUUAUAAAUUUAAUUAAAAAAAAUGUAAAUUAAAAAAAUUUGAAUUUAUCUCGAUUGAGAAAAGGUAAUAAUUAUAUAAAACAUUAAUAUUAUAAAUUCAUUUUCAUCAAGUACACAAAAAAAAAUAUUAAUUUUUCUCGUUAAAAAAAAUGUUAAACAAUUCUCAAACUUCCAUUAAUUUUUUAAUUACGUGCUUUCACUAAGUGUGUGUAUAUAUAUAAAACUAUUUUCAUAUUGGCUAGUUCUGCAUUAAGACUGGUUUUGUAUAAAAUGUAUGAUAAUGGGAUACAGUGGUAACGUGAUACAUACUCAAAACAUGCAAAAGUAAUUUAAAAUAGAUAAGAAAUGCAAUAUAAAAUCUGUAUUUAUUUAUUAGGAAAGAGCUGCCGUUUACUAUUCAGAGGAGCAAUUAUUUAAGUUCCCUCUGCUGUUUUGUAUAAUUAGAGUACUUUUAUUUUCAUAUAUAUGUACGUAUAAUAUGUAAAACAAAAUGUGCCUUAAUUACGCGUUCUCUAUUCUUUUAAUUGUAAA